This is a messenger RNA of Aspergillus candidus, 729 nucleotides long. Its product is annotated as complex I NDUFA12 subunit family protein. Gene Ontology annotation, biological process: response to oxidative stress; mitochondrial respiratory chain complex I assembly. The record is from RefSeq and is a predicted model, not a curated record. Gene Ontology annotation, cellular component: membrane. The transcript has 7 exons. NCBI's taxonomy places the organism in Eukaryota, Fungi, Ascomycota, Eurotiomycetes, Eurotiales, Aspergillaceae. Bases 50 to 463 code for a protein of 137 amino acids.
CCUACACCCCCCUCUCCUCUCUAUAUCCCCCCCUCCACCACCACCCACCAUGUCGACUAUCCUGCGUACUCUGCGUAACCUGCGCAGAAUCGGUUUCAAGGAAUAUGGUCACCAGAUGCAGAACAUGGGUGACACCAAGGCCGGUACUCUGAUCGGAACCGACCGUUUCGGCAACAAAUACUUUGAGAACUUGGGAGAAGAGCUGCCCCUCCGCACGCGGUGGGUAGAUUACAAGGUGUCGACAUACGGUGACGCCUCGGAGAUUGAGCCCGGCUGGCACGCCUGGAUCUCCUACAUGGUGGAUGCCCCUCCCACCCAGGACAAGAUCUUGCAGACCGGCCACCGCGUCUGGGAGCUGCCCGAUCACCGUGCCAACCCGACGCUCAGCCGUGGUGCCUUCAAGACCUACUCCACGACCCGCCCCAAGUUCAGCGCCUGGACGCCCGUUGCAGCUCCCCGGUAAAAACGUCAAAAACCUCGCUAUGGAAUGAUUUGGAUCCAGGACUGGGUGGAGAGGACCACUGCUGGGUCCUGUGUAAAUAAACAAAGAUGUCUGUCUGUCCGGUUUCUUUCUAGGUUGCUUGAAAUACAAAGGGUUUCUAUUCUUCACAAACGCAAAAAGACGGUGUAGACGAGCAAUGAAAACAAAAAAGAAAGAAAGAAAGAAAGAAAAGCUAGUCUAGCCAAAGUUCCACUAUACAUGAAAGUAAAACAAACUGCAACAAUUCU